AUGAGAGCCUUUGCAUCUCUGCGAUCAGCAUUCAACGCAGUCACAGAUACGGGCCGCGUCCCCAACGAGAUCCGCAUCUGCCUCGAACUCGUGCAAACCUGCCACCAAGAUCUUCAGGAUCUGAUAUCGCUGCGCAAUAAACACCUCGAACUCCUCGAAGCGGCUCCCGCCCAAAUUCUCACGCGACUGAAUACUGUAAUUGACCAAGCGAAUCGUGGUCUCGCGGCAGCGCGGGCCAUUGUGGAAAAGUGUCGCCCUCAAGCCCAUCACGGGAACAAGACGCCACUGCACAGCCAACUCGAAUGGGCUUGGGGCGCCUCAUCAGAAUUUCGAUGCCAGGAGCCGUUGCUGAGUCGACAUCAUGCCGCUGUACUGGCCGAGCUCAACUUUCUGCGACAGCUUACAACGUGGGCCGUGUUGGGAGACAGUACUGCGAGAAUGAGCCCCAUGGCCGCGCUACUGAGCAGUGACCAUGAAACAAGUACAAAAGUGUCGGCUAGGAUAUCUUCUGUGCCGCGGGCAUGGACUCCAAGUUCGAGCCAAGGGACGCCAACGAUGACGUACGCAAAUAUGAUUGAAUACCCUGAUUUCCCCGAGCCUGUAUUUCCCGACGCACUCGCAGAGACUGCUUCAAGCGCAGAUACAGCAUCGCUGGCAUCGGCGAGACGAUCACCGACAUGGGGCACCACUGGACGAGAGAGGGCCGCUUCGAGGAGUGCAGUCGUGAGCUCAAGUCACAAUCGUGACAUGUCAAUUUUGUUCGAAGAUUGA
Molecule: messenger RNA, 771 nt
Organism: Akanthomyces muscarius
Lineage: Eukaryota; Fungi; Ascomycota; Sordariomycetes; Hypocreales; Cordycipitaceae
Exons: 2
Coding region: 1-771 (256 amino acids)
Source: RefSeq, a predicted model, not a curated record